CCAUUUCUCCCUCGCCGGAAUAUUCCCUCUCUACUUCACCUCCUCAUCAUCCGUCACCGUCACAUUUUCACCGGGUUAAGUAAAAAUGCCUGACGUACAAUCAAUGGUUCUGGAGUUUGUUAACAAGCUUAGGAAACGUAAGAUUGAGGGAUCACAGGCUACAGCUAGAUGCACUGUAGAGCUUCUUAAGUCAGUGGUUUCUCAUCAUCGUUUGCCUCGUGCAAACCAAGCUUCAGCUCUUAUUGAUGCUGUGAGAGGCGUUGGUGCGCAGUUGGUAGCUGCAAAUCCUGUUGAGCUUGCGGUGGGGAAUGUAGUGAGAAGGGUUUUGCAUAUAAUAAGGGAGGAGGAUCUGUCUCUUGCUACAGCAGCUGUGUCUGAGUUGGAUUUUAAUGGGGAAGGGAUGUCUGCGGCAGUUGUUGCAGCUGCUGCUAGGAGUACGUUACGUCCUCCUUCUUUGCAGACGCUUCUCGAGGGUACUACUGAAUCUGCGACUGUCCCUUACACUUUUUCUUCCGGUGUGGAUUCCGAAAGCAAAACUGCCGACAAAAGUUCAAUAACUCAGAAGCUGAAGGAUGAUGUUAGAGGAGGAAUCGAUCAACUUAUCAAGGAUAUUACUGAUUGUCAUGAGCAGAUUGCUGAGCAAGCUAUAGAGCACAUACAUCAAAAUGAGGUGAUUCUAACCCUGGGUAACUCAAGAACAGUACUCGAGUUUCUAUGUGCUGCAAAGGAGAAGAAAAGAUCAUUUCGUGUAUUUGUCGCCGAAGGUGCUCCAAGGUAUCAGGGACAUGUAUUAGCAAAAGAACUGGUAGCUAGAGGUCUGCAGACCACUGUGAUCACUGACUCUGCAGUGUUUGCUAUGAUAUCUCGAGUGAAUAUGGUUAUAAUUGGAGCUCAUGCAGUGAUGGCAAAUGGUGGGGUUAUAGGACCUGUUGGUGUCAACAUGGCUGCUCUGGCAGCAAAAAAGCACGCAGUCCCAUUUGUUGUUCUAGCCGGUAGUCACAAGUUAUGUCCGCUCUAUCCUCACAAUCCGGAGGUAUUACUAAACGAGCUGAGAUCUCCUUGUGAACUGUUGGAUUUUGGUGAGUUCUCUGACUGCCUUGAUUCCGGGUCCCCCCUUGUUCAAGUUGUCAACCCAACCUUCGAUUACGUCCCACCAAGCCUCGUCAGUCUCGUUAUAACCGACACGGGAGGACACAACCCGUCUUACAUGUACCGUCUUAUUGCUGACUACUACUCUGCUGAUGAUUUGGUGAUGUAG
Eruca vesicaria subsp. sativa (arugula) is the source of this 1258-nucleotide messenger RNA. NCBI's taxonomy places the organism in Eukaryota, Viridiplantae, Streptophyta, Magnoliopsida, Brassicales, Brassicaceae. The record is from the annotation of a GenBank genome assembly.